This is a messenger RNA of Aspergillus mulundensis, 732 nucleotides long. RefSeq names its product eukaryotic translation initiation factor 4E. The record is from RefSeq and is a predicted model, not a curated record. The transcript is spliced from 3 exons. Bases 1 to 732 code for a protein of 243 amino acids. Gene Ontology annotation, biological process: translational initiation. Gene Ontology annotation, cellular component: eukaryotic translation initiation factor 4F complex; cytoplasm. NCBI's taxonomy places the organism in Eukaryota, Fungi, Ascomycota, Eurotiomycetes, Eurotiales, Aspergillaceae. Gene Ontology annotation, molecular function: RNA 7-methylguanosine cap binding; translation initiation factor activity.
AUGGCCGCUGUCGCAGAGAACGCUCCCCCCGUCACGAACGAGAACACCGCUCCGCCCGCGGUUGCUGAGGAGAAGACCGAGAAGGCCAACGGCGACGUCGUCACGGUCUUCCACGACCCAGAGAACUUCAAUGUCAAGCACCCUUUGAUGCACGAGUGGACUCUUUGGUUCACGAAGCCUCCUAGUGGAAAGGGCGACAACUGGAAUGACCUUUUGAAGGAAGUCGUUACUUUCAACUCUGUUGAGGAAUUCUGGGGCAUUUACAACAACAUCACUCCCACUUCCGAACUAGGCCUCAAGGCAGACUACCAUCUUUUCAAGAAAGGCGUUCGCCCCGAGUGGGAAGACCCCCAGAACAAGCAUGGCGGCAAGUGGUCAUUUUCGUUCAAGGAUAAGCGGUCGGUUCCUAUCGAUGAUCUGUGGCUGCACGCCCAGCUAGCCGCCAUUGGCGAAACCCUCGAGAACGAUGGUGACAACGAGGUCAUGGGUGUCGUUGUGAACGUGCGUAAGGGUUUCUACCGUGUUGGUCUCUGGACACGGACCGUCGGCAAGACUAUCCCCGGUGACAAGAACGGACGCACACCUGCCCAGGGCAAGGAGGUGCUUGAGAACAUCGGUCGCAAAUUCAAGGAUGUUCUUCGCGUUGGUCCGAAUGACAGUGUGGAGUUCUCGGGACACACUGACAGCGCCCACAGCGGCAGCACGAGAGCCAAGGCCAAGUUUGCUGUUUAA